Molecule: messenger RNA, 1876 nt
Organism: Sphaeramia orbicularis (orbiculate cardinalfish)
Lineage: Eukaryota; Metazoa; Chordata; Actinopteri; Kurtiformes; Apogonidae
Gene: tdp2b
Product: tyrosyl-DNA phosphodiesterase 2b
Exons: 7
Coding region: 118-1203 (361 amino acids)
Biological process (GO): double-strand break repair
Cellular component (GO): PML body; cytoplasm
Molecular function (GO): 5'-tyrosyl-DNA phosphodiesterase activity; single-stranded DNA binding; protein binding
Source: RefSeq, a predicted model, not a curated record
AAACAUUUAACCUGCACACCAGAAGUUACUGGCAGAGAAACGCUGAAAACAGUACCUUUUUUUGGAUUGUGACUUGUAUUUUAUUGUAAAGUUUUGUGGUUCCAGCAAGUAAACAACAUGGCCGGUAAAGGCGAAGCAGAAAAGCCGUCGGUGUCUGGUGUGGUCGAAAACAGAGGCCGUCUGUGUGAGGAGUUUGCGACAAUAACGGGAACAGACAGCGCCGUGGCGCAGUGUUACCUGGCGGAAAAUGACUGGGACAUGGAGAGAGCUCUGAACUCAUUCUUUGAGGCGGACAUGGAGAAAGUAUUUGAAGUAGAAGAUUCUCCCAAGGAGUCAAGUCCCAAGAGUAAAAAGGCAAAGGUUGAGGAAAGUGCACCAACACAUAGCAUAGAUUUGACUGAGGACGGUCCGGCCUCCACAUGUAAACCCUCAGAGGAAGAUGACAAGAAACUGUCACUGAUCUCCUGGAACGUGGACGGACUUGACACAGACAACCUGGCAGAGCGGGCCAGAGGCCUCUGCUCCUAUUUAGUCCUAUACUCUCCGGACGUGGUGUUCCUCCAGGAGCUCAUUCCACCCUAUGUGCAGUAUUUGAAGAAACGUGCUGUCAGCUACAUGAUCAUUCAAGCAGGAGGUGAAGAUGGUUAUUUCACUGGGAUGAUGCUGAAAAAGUCCAGAGUGAUACUGAUCGAGAGCAACAUAGUGACUUAUCCGACUACUCAAAUGAUGAGAAAUCUGCUCAUAGCACAGGUGACUUUCAGGGGACAGAAACUGUGUCUGAUGACGUCCCACCUGGAAAGCUGUAAGGGCCACGCAGAAGAGCGCAUGAAGCAGCUUCGAGUGGUCAUGCAGAAGAUGAGAGAGGCCCCAGAAGACGUCACUGUGCUGUUUGGAGGGGACACAAACCUGAGAGACACUGAGGUGGUCAAAGUGGGCCUGCCCUCCACUGUUUACGACGUGUGGGAACAUCUGGGGAAGGCGGAACACUGCCGCUACACAUGGGACACAAAAGCCAACACCAAUAAGAAGGUCCCCUACAUCAGCCGCUGCCGCUUCGACCGCAUCUUCCUGCGACCCGCCUCCAAGGACAAUGUCCCACACAUGGCUGCUGACCACAUGAACCUGGUGGGUCUGGAAAAGCUGGACUGUGGCCGUUUCACCAGUGAUCACUGGGGAAUCUACUGCAGCUUCUCCACCGGGUAGAAGCACUCUAAACUUUAGCUGUAGGUCAGUCAGUCUUAUCAUGUUUACAUGGUCCACUUGGCCUCCAUAACCUCAUAACAUUCUCUGAAAAUGUUGACCUGAUUAUUAUUGUUGUUCAUUAGGUUUCCUAAUGGAAUGUGACAUUUCUGUACAUUGAAAGUAAGCUUUAAGGAAUUUGUGAGAUUUAUGGUUGAAAAUCUCUUCCAAGCGGUCCUGGUAAAUGUAGUACUGGCUUGUGGCCACUAGAGAGCGUCACAGAGUUUAAUGUCUAAUUUUCUAACCCUGUAGCAAGUCCAGCACUUACACCAGGGGUGUCAAACUCUGGUCCUCGAGGGCCGGUGUUCUGCAUGUUUUAGAUGUUUCCCUCUUCCAUCACACCUGGAAGCCAUUCCAUCAUUAUCAGGCUUGUGCAGAGCAUGAUGAUGAGCUGAUCCUUAAUUGAACCAGGUGUGAUGGAAGAGGGAACUAUCUAAAACAUGCAGGAUACUAGAGUUUGACACCUGUGACUUACACUCUGUCAUUCAAAUACAGCUGAAAUUACACAAACUCUAAGAGCCAUGGUGUAACAACAUAGUAGAAAAUAUACAAAUAUUCCAAACAAAUAGAGUAUAACAAUAAACAUACAAUAUGACUGAACAGGAGGGGUGGAGAGAAUAAAUAAAGCAAAGUGGCA